Messenger RNA from Lactuca saligna, 1650 nucleotides. Lineage: Eukaryota; Viridiplantae; Streptophyta; Magnoliopsida; Asterales; Asteraceae. The record is from the annotation of a GenBank genome assembly.
AAAAAAAAAAAAAAAAAUCCUACAGCCCACGCUGUCCACCCUUUCAAACCCGAUUUAUCAUGUCAUCAAAACUUUAAAAGGGGAGAAAGAGGUGAAAGGUCAACAUAGCAGUCAAAGGAGAGAAGUCGAUGACAAGAAUCGAAUAUCACAAUCACAAGUUUCAACCACAAAUCAGCACGUUGAUGACACAUUUCGCCAUCACUAUUUGUAUCAACAAAGGCGCUCGUUUUCCUCCAUAUCAUUCUUCGAUUCCUAUUCCACAGGAAUCGAUCAGAUCCUUCGCUAUCUGCUUGUGGUAAUUUAUUCUAAACCCUCCAAUUCUAUCGAUUUCUUUACUCUUUCUAAACCUUACCCAUAUCAGAUUUCUUAGUUAAUCUCGACUUGUGUUAAUUCUUACCAUUUCUAAACCUCACGAACAUAUGAAAUUAAGAUUUCUUAAUUUCUUACCAUAUAUAUUUUGAAAAAUGGAUUCGACUUCAAGUUUGUAUCCAUUGCAUCGAUCCAAGACUCUUCACCUGGUUAGGCAUGCACAAGGAGUUCACAAUGUAAUAGGAGACAAAGAUUACAAAGCCUACAUGUCUCAUGAGUAUUUUGAUGCUGAGUUAACUCGAUUAGGCUGGCAACAGGUUGAAAAUUUGCGAAAACAUGUUCAUGAAUGUGGGCUUGCUAAUAAGAUUGAAGUAGUUAUUACAUCUCCUUUGUUGAGGACUAUGCAAACAGCAGUUGGAGUAUUUGGUGGAGAAGGUUACACAGAUAAAGUGGAUUCAAUGCCAUUGAUGUUGGCAAAUGUUGGAAAUAGUGGUCGAUCUGCAAUUUCAAGCCUAAAUUGUCCUCCUAUUCUUGCAGUUGAACUUUGUCGUGAACAUUUGGGUGUCCAUCCUUGUGAUCGUAGGAGAAGUGUCAGUGAAUACCAAUGCCUAUUUCCCGCUGUCGAUUUUUCAUUGAUAGAAAGUGAUGAGGAUGUGUUAUGGAAGGCUGAUGAAAGGGAAACAAAAGAAGAGCUUGCAAACAGGGGGAAACAUUUCUUUAAUUGGCUAUGGACACGUGAAGAAAAGGAAAUAGCUAUUGUAACUCACAGUGGAUUCUUGUUUCAUACACUUGCUACAUUUGGUAAUGACUGUCAUCCAUUGGUAAAAAAAGAAAUUAAUAAACAUUUUGCAAACUGUGAGCUUCGUUCCAUGGUGAUUGUGGAUAAAAGCAUGUUAGGAUCAGAUCCUUCAACAACUGAUUAUCCAGGAAAGAUCCCUCCAGGCCCAGAUAUCCCAAGUGAUGUGGUUGAUAAAAAGCUUGCAAAUGAUGACACGGUUUCCGGGUCCAAUUAAUUAGUGACAAUUUACGUUUUCGCCCCUCCCCCAUACUAAAAAAAAAUCAUCAAUUCUAUUCUGUACAAUAUGAAUGAGAAGCUGAAACAUUAAUGCUACUGUUGAUGAUGCUUAAUGAUUUGUGAACUAAUAGCUAGUUUUUAUUCCAAUUUCUUAGAUAAGGUUCCAAUAUUAAUACAUCUAAUAUAAUUAAAAAUAUAGUUUUCUUUUAUAGAAUACAAACUAAAAACUCGGAUAAUCACAGAAAAAUGUCUUGAUGGAAUAUGGAUUUAGGGUUUCAGUGCUUGUUUAGAACAUUGAAAUAUGAUACUGGCUUCUUAGUUUCAAC